Molecule: messenger RNA, 2356 nt
Organism: Saccostrea cuccullata (small rock oyster)
Lineage: Eukaryota; Metazoa; Mollusca; Bivalvia; Ostreida; Ostreidae
Exons: 12
Coding region: 1-1386 (461 amino acids)
Molecular function (GO): protein binding
Source: RefSeq, a predicted model, not a curated record
AUGAAAGUGAGAAGGUUGCUAUGCAAUGUUGAAACUACAGUAUUGGUGAAUGUUAUUCUACUCAUACACAAUGCUGAUUCUAUGAGUGAAUGCCCAGUUAAUGAUGGUUAUAUUAGAAGGGGAUCUAUUUGCUGCAAGACUGCUAAAUGUAAAGAAAAUGAAGAUUAUAUUUUAUGUACCACUGAACUAGGACAGGACCAGUGUGUUCCAUGUCCAAAAGGCACUCUCAAUCUAGAUGCCAUUGACACCAAAGAAGUUAAUUAUCAUAUCGAUGUCUGCAGAAAACCUGAUUGUGUUUGUGGCCCAGAAGAGGCUAAGCUCAUAAAUCCUGCAGAAUGUUUGAUCACUGGAAGAAAGAUGUGUGAGUGUGACAGAGACAGAGGCUUCUGUGGCCAUGAUUACAUGAUUUGCCAGCUGUCACAAAAACCAGAGCAAGCUUUGGGAGAAGGAUUUGAACUGACUCAGGACUGCACAUUUGAACCAUGCAAGCCUGGAUUCUUCAAAGAAAAGAAAGGAUUUGGAAAAUGUGAAAAACAUCAGGAAUGCCCCCGGGGCUUUAUCACAACAUUCAAUGGUUCUAGCAUCAAGAACAGGGAGUGUGAGCCUGAGCAUGAAGUUGUGUCAGAUUUCACUGUCACAGUAAAACCCAACAUCUCAGACCCUAGGAGUACAAGCAAAGAUGAUUCUCAUUCCUGGAGCCUGUCCUUGAUAUUAAUUUUGAUUGUAAUGAUUGCUGUAAUAAUUUUCAUGGUCUGUGCUUCUAUAUAUUGCUUCUGCAUAAGGAAUAGGUUGUCUUCAGGUGACCAGAGUAUAUGUGUCAAUUUUGCUCAGAAACUGAGACUAAUAUUCUCUAGUAGAGCUACAAGAACUGAAGAUUUAGAAAGAAAUGUUGAAGGUGAAGAGAUGUCAUCAUUUUUGGACCGUAAUCCUCAAGGUCCUGCAAAUACCACUAGUUGUGUAACAAGAGUCAGUGGACAAGAGGAUGAAAGCCAGCAAAAACAAGCAACAGUCCCAACAUGCACAGUACAGAAUGUAUUUGAAACCAAUCAGUAUUCAAAUGAAGUAUCCACUGCCUCUUUUGCCUCUUCAAGAUUUCCAGAUGAAGUUGGAGAGAAAAUGAAUUUUUCUUCAGUUCUGUCCUCAAAUAGUUCCCAAACGACUUCAUCAGAUAUUAAAGUUAAUUCAGAAGUUCACAGUGAAAAGCCUUGUGCAGUGGUUCAUCCACAGCAGAAGGAAUCAGGUGUUUUCACUUCAGAUCCUGAUCUUGCCUUGUCUGAGGGGAAUUUAGGAUUAGAUUCUUUGUUGGACAGUUCCCAUGUAUCUUCAGAAGAUUCCGAUGAGGAUGAUCAACAGACACAUUCCAAGGACACUUACCAAAGUAUGUGAUGUGUGACUUACUCAGGUAUCAGCUCAGUAGAAAGCUGUGAUGAUGCUUGUACAUGUAGUGUGUAUCAUGUAUUACGCUGGACAAGAACUCUUUGAAGAGAUGUUUAGUGCUUUGCUUAAUAUUGAAUUUAAGAGACGUUGCAUGGAUAUUUUAACUGUUUAUAUGAGAGAAUAGGUUAUGAAGUUGGCAGCUAUUUCACUGUAUUUUUAUAAUGAAAUGCAGUUGCAGAACUAUAAACUUUAGGUACCGUCUAAUUGUCUAAAUAAAAUUGUAGGCUGGUACAUGCAUGUAGUCUUUGUGGCUGAAAGCUGGAUGUAUGUUGAAAAAAAGUACCCCAGGAACAACAUCAGAUGUUAAUUUAUGGUUAUAUGGUUUAUUGUGUGUAACAGAGUAUGGACUAAUUAUUUACUUUUCCAAACUCUGUACUGGAGGGAUCAAAUUAUGUUUUCUUGAUCUUAUCUUCUGAAAGCAUUAUCUUCUGUUAGCAUAAGUAUACAGGUAAAUAAAAUAAAUGAUGUUUUAAUUUUACCAAAGUAAUUAGCAUAUCAUUGGUCUUGUCUUUAAUAGACAAGGCCAUGCAAUCUUGAUGUGAUAUCGUAAAGAAUCUGUGAUGUCUUUUAACCAUAUGACAGAAAUUUAUACUGCUUCUUCUAGUCUUUCAAGUUUUUACUGUUGCAUUGUUUUAAUGAGAAUUCUAUUCUGUUGUUAAAGACCCAUGUUUUAAGUUUAUUUUAAGUUUAAGGUUAUGUGUUUAUUGUUGAACAAAUAUAAGUCUCUGUUCUGAGCUGUAUAAGAUAUCUAGAUGUUGCAUAAUAUAACAUAGAUUGAUCUGUGAUGUGAAUUUGAUGUAAUAUUGUUUUGGGUACUUUUUUUACAUGAUUGAAUGUUUUUACUGAUGCAUGUACAUGAACUUUUUUAUUUAUUCAUAACUUUUUAUGCAUAAUUCUUUAAAUCAUUAUUUUGAAUUCU